This is a messenger RNA of Alnus glutinosa, 827 nucleotides long. RefSeq names its product casparian strip membrane protein 1-like. Bases 75 to 650 code for a protein of 191 amino acids. Lineage: Eukaryota; Viridiplantae; Streptophyta; Magnoliopsida; Fagales; Betulaceae. The record is from RefSeq and is a predicted model, not a curated record. The transcript is spliced from 3 exons.
GGCAUGCAUGCCUUAAUUGUCAAACAGUCUGAGCUGAUGAUCAUAGCUAGCAUCAUCAAUCAAUCCCAAAGAAAAUGAAAGCGGCUGCAGGACCAGUACCUGAGGCUGGGGGUGAAGCUUCUUCAACGCCACAAAGGGUGAUCAAUAGAGGGCUUUCUAUAAUGGACUUGGUUCUUCGAAUUAUUGCAGCUGUCGGAACGCUAGCAAGUGCGGUGGCAGUGGGAACAACGGACCAAACACUUCCAUUUUUCACACAGUUUUUCCAAUUUACGGCCCAAUAUAAUGAUAUUCCCACGUUCACGUUCUUUAUGAUCGCGAAUUCGAUUGUAUGCGCCUACCUUGUUCUUUCUCUUCCCCUAUCUGUCUUCCAUAUCAUCAGGUCGCGGAGUGGUGCAGCAAAAAAGAGUAGGAUCAUCUUGCUCAUCUUUGACACGGUAAUGCUGGCUCUUCUCACUGCUGGAGCUUCUGCAGCGGCAGCUAUAGUAUACUUGGCAUACAACGGCAACGCAAGUGCCAACUGGUCUGCAUUUUGCCAACAAUUCGAUUCCUUCUGUGAGCGCAUCUCUGGGUCCUUAAUCGGCUCUUUUGGAGGAAUACUCCUACUUCUACUGCUAAUUUUUACCUUAGCCGUGGCAAUAUCUCGACACUGAAUGAUCGAUGAUCUAUAUAUAUAUAUAUAUAUGAUCAUCUAAGUAUAUAUAUAUAUAUGCACAAGUUACAUCUUAUAUAUGUAUUAUAAUGUGCGUGCUUGUUUAAUUACUCUCGAUCUUAUAUCUUGGAGUUUGUUUCAGGCUUUGAUGUUUAUACAAGUACUUCUUUUCCAAAUC